Schistocerca americana (American grasshopper) is the source of this 813-nucleotide messenger RNA. Its product is annotated as UDP-3-O-acylglucosamine N-acyltransferase-like. The record is from RefSeq and is a predicted model, not a curated record. Gene Ontology annotation, biological process: lipid biosynthetic process. Gene Ontology annotation, molecular function: acyl-[acyl-carrier-protein]-UDP-N-acetylglucosamine O-acyltransferase activity. The coding region runs from base 1 to 813 and encodes 270 amino acids. Lineage: Eukaryota; Metazoa; Arthropoda; Insecta; Orthoptera; Acrididae. The transcript has 3 exons.
AUGGGCCCUCACCCCCAUCACCAUCCCCACUGUGCUCCUAUCGACCACGCAACCACAAGCACCCCCACUGCUCUUCAGUAUCCUCUGCAACCUGAGACUGGCAUUGUUAAUCUGGAUCUCACUCGAGCAACAGUAGCAGAAGCAGCAUCAGAAAAUUCAGGUGAUAUUACAAACUUCCAGCAUGGUGUAGCACCCAGCGGCUACAGUGUGAAGGGGGGCGGGGAGGGGGCAGAGUUGGGGGAGGGGGCAGAGUUGGGGGAGGGGGCAGAGUUGGGGGAGGGGGCAGAGUUGGGGGAGGGGGCAGAGUUGGGGGAGGGGGCAGAGUUGGGGGAGGGGGCAGAGUUGGGGGAGGGGGCAGAGUUGGGGGAGGGGGCAGAGUUGGGGGAGGGGGCAGAGUUGGGGGAGGGGGCAGAGUUGGGGGAGGGGGCAGAGUUGGGGGAGGGGGCAGAGUUGGGGGAGGGGGCAGAGUUGGGGGAGGGGGCAGAGUUGGGGGAGGGGGCAGAGUUGGGGGAGGGGGCAGAGUUGGGGGAGGGGGCAGAGUUGGGGGAGGGGGCAGAGUUGGGGGAGGGGGCAGAGUUGGGGGAGGGGGCAGAGUUGGGGGAGGGGGCAGAGUUGGGGGAGGGGGCAGAGUUGGGGGAGGGGGCAGAGUUGGGGGAGGGGGCAGAGUUGGGGGAGGGGGCAGAGUUGGGGGAGGGGGCAGAGUUGGGGGAGGGGGCAGAGUUGGGGGAGGGGGCAGAGUUGGUGGGGGGGCAGAGUGAAGUGAAUGGAAACUUAUUGUUAGAUUUGCUAGAAGGAUUCUGGCACAUACUGUAA